AUGUCAAUUAUGUCAUGUGAGGCAAUGGACAACAACCAGUGGUGAUGUACCCCAAGACACAAGUUGAAGUGUUAACUUCAAAUUUAGAUCCACUUAUCUUGAAUUUGGGUCAUAAAGUGAAAAGUGGAAGAGAAAGAACCCACGUAUGUCACCAAUAGGUUGGAGGUCUGAAUUUGUCUCACUUUAUGUCACUUCACUUAUAAAAGGUAUUUUAUAUCUCAUUUCUUCUAGAAGAGACUUUAAUGUAGUUUAGUAUGUACCUAAGAUCUGUUCAGAAUCUCUGAAGGUUAGAGUUUGUACCUAAGAUCUGCUCAAGAUCUCUAAUUAUUAGUCUAUUUUAGGUCAUUUCAGAGUUAAUUAGAGUAUUUUUAUAAGAUUUAUCUAAAAUUUCAGUUUAUCACAACUUAACUUAUUUUCAAUCAUUUUAGAGUUAGUUAGACUCUAUCCUCAAGAUCUCUCAAAAUUCUCUUUUUAAGGAGCACCUAACCUACUUUCUAGGCCUAUAUAAAUGCUUUUAUUAUAACAUGAGGUCUUCACUUUUUUAAUUGAAUCAGUUCUCUCCACUAUGAGAAUUUUUUCCUCUUGCUUAUAGAUUUAGGCACCCCUUUGUAGAUUCGAAGGUUGAAGACUCCGAAUUUGUGGAUUUAAAGGCAAAUUUCUUCCCUAAGAUUAGAACUUUGUGGAUUCAAGCCCAUAUCUUAUUUAUCUUCUGCAUUACUGCGUCAAGUGGCCCCCAUAUGUGGUCUAUUUUAUCUUACUCAUAUGUGGCAAUUUUAUAAUUAGAAGAAAGUAUAAGGUACAAUUUGUAUUUAUUGGCGAAAAUAUUUUCCAAAACCCCGGAGUGGGCUCCUAAUACCCUUCUUCUUCCGCCCCCGCCGCCGCGGGAAUUCUCUGCAAAUCCCCGCGUGGCAGCCCCUAACAGCAACCUCGUCGCCCCUCCUCCUCUUCCUCCUGGGAGCAGUCCUUUUCCUUCACGGCACUACAUCAUCCUACGCCCCCUUCCCGUGCAGAGCCUCCGAUAGCUGCGCUCCGGCGGAGGAUAGUCGUUCUGCGCUUCAUCCUCCCCGAGUGCUGGCUCUGUGA
This is a messenger RNA of Spirodela intermedia, 1083 nucleotides long. The record is from the annotation of a GenBank genome assembly. NCBI's taxonomy places the organism in Eukaryota, Viridiplantae, Streptophyta, Magnoliopsida, Alismatales, Araceae.